UUCUUUUCCUUCCUUUCACUCUCCUUUUUCUGAUGCUUCUCUCGCACCCUUAUACUCUUGAAAUCUAUUUCUCUUCUUGCUCUUCUUUCUAUUCCUUAUCCCUCUCUAGAUCUAGGUGAUAAAACCCAAACUUUCAAGUUCAAUCAAACCCAGAUUGAACUAGAUAUUUCUGGGUUCUUGGAAGGAGUAAUUGUUGGAAAGAAUUCACAGUUGUUUUAAUUGUACCUUUGCUGAUCUCAGCCUUGCCGGAAACUCAUGUUGCUAGCUGUGCUUCGUUGGUCCUCUUUUCCAAAUCAGGUAGUGCUCUAACUUGUGAUUCGCAUCUUUUGUUUAAUGUUGAAAUUGAGAUUAAUUGAUUGUUUAAUUCCCUAUAAAUAUGUGUUGUACGUUAUCUUCAUUAUCUAGCUUGGAUUGAUGGAAGGAAUAUGGUUUGAGACUCUCCAAUUACUGCUCUAGUUUUCAUAUUUAUUCAGUUGAGAGCUCUGCUGAUUUUGGGUUUCUAUAUUUGUUGAAUUUGUAAUUGAUGGAUUAAGAUAGGACUAUGAAUUGAAAUCAUAUUGAGGAAGGAGGAAUAGCAGAGGAACUUGAAGCUCUCUCUCUCUACCUUCUUCUCCUGCUUCUGACUACCUUCCCUUGCGUUUUCGUUGUUUUGAGAUCGAAAGCCCUUGGGCUUUUGAGUUUUUGAUGCUUGAGCCGUCAGGAUCUCCAGCCGCUCAAGCAUGAUGGAGCCGGUUUCGUGCUCUCUAUUUUGAUGACCCGCUGUGGUCUGUCGGUUCGUGGGCCUUUUCUGGUGGCCUUCUUUUGGUUUUUUUGUUUUCCUGUUUGUUUUCUUGGUUUUCUGUUUUCUGUUUUCCUUGUUUGCUUUCAGAUCCGACGGCCCACUUACCCAUCACGCAGAUCUCUGGAGAUGCUCGUUGGUUUCCCCAGAUCUGGCGGCCAUCACACUUCUCAUGAUGCUGAAGGGGGAUGGUCUCCGCCUGUGUGGGUUUCCCGCCUCGGCGUCUUGGAGGCUUGGCGCAACUUCUUCAUGAGUAGAUUGAAGGGUGUCUCGUUUGCUGGAUCGUUCGAUCACCGAAAUUUGUACAGCUUGUUCCUUGUGGUUGUUCGAGUGUACUGUUCACCUCCCUUCAUCCUCUGCAAAAUGGGUCUACUCUACCUUUUCUCUCCAGAUGUUUUUCUUUGUUUGUUGUUUUCUCUUAUCUGUUCGCUAAGAUUUUGCUGUAGAUGCCGUAUGGCGGUGAUGUAAUGGGAAGUUCUCAUUGCGUUAAAAAAAAAAGAAUCUUUUAUAAUCUAAGUCUAAGCUGUCAUUCAUUAGUAUUUAACAUUUUAUUUUUUAUUCUCAUACCUUCCUGUCUAGGUCUAAAUAAAUUAGCAAUGCUUAC
Rubroshorea leprosula is the source of this 1382-nucleotide messenger RNA. NCBI's taxonomy places the organism in Eukaryota, Viridiplantae, Streptophyta, Magnoliopsida, Malvales, Dipterocarpaceae. The record is from the annotation of a GenBank genome assembly.